This is a messenger RNA of Polistes dominula (European paper wasp), 3066 nucleotides long. RefSeq names its product MAM and LDL-receptor class A domain-containing protein 1. The record is from RefSeq and is a predicted model, not a curated record. Lineage: Eukaryota; Metazoa; Arthropoda; Insecta; Hymenoptera; Vespidae. Gene Ontology annotation, cellular component: membrane.
UAAAAUUCCAACUUCUUUUUCUGCCAUGAGAAUAAACAACGAUCAAUUUGUUUUCAUACUCAAUUAAUUAUGAAUUAUUAAAAAGUGUAUUGACAUUAAAAUAUUAAAACGUAUGUGUUAUAAAAAAGAAAUAAAUAAUAAAUAAUAUUUCAAUUGUCAACAUGCAAUUAUUCGUAUUACUACUUGUAUAUUAUUUAUAUCAAUGUUCAUGGGUAAUAAGUUUAUCAAUAAAUUCAUAUACGACGAAUAUCACUACGGAAUUACCAACAUACGACACUCUGGAAUCUGAGGAUUUGAAUAAAGAAACUAAAUAUUUGUUAAAUCCUAUUUAUCGUGAUCUUGAUCCUUCGAAUGACGUUGAACGUAUUGAUCUUCAGCAAUGGCCAGGAAGAUCCACUGUUCUUUUACAUCGUAAUGAUGUUCCAUCCACUACUAAUGUAAUACAGAAUAAAUUUGUCAACGUCAGUGUACCCUUGCAACGAAAUUCAACCAGGUAUGCUAUAAUAAUAUCAAUUAAGAUAAUAUAAUAGAUUUUUGACAAAAUACAACUUCUAAUACAACAAUUGAUUUUCAUUAACAGAUAUCCAAGAUUUAGUAUACCACUCUCAAUUGCAAUGAUAGACGAACUUUUUUGUGAUUUUGGUCCACUUCCAUCAUUGUCUUUGUGCGAGUGGCAAAAUGGUAGUGAUUCAUUAGACUGGAUGGCAGGAUCUGGUUUAGGAACUAAUUGGUUUGGUGGACCACCAUCGGAUUCUACUACUGGUACAAUGGAAGGAGGGUAUGCUUUUGUGGAGACAUCGCAAACACCAUCAAAAAGUGUAACAGGCAAAAGUUCUGGAGCUCGAUUACAUAGUCCUCAAUUAGGAAGUACUGGUGUAUCAGGAACUUGUAUAAUGUUCAAAUAUUCAUUUGAUGGUCUUAGUGUAGCAGGACUAAGAGUACUCUUGCAUAUGGGUUUUGAUGAAUACUCCAUUAGAAAGGAACCAGAAGAUGCAAUUACAUUUCAAAAUGUUACCGUACCACUUUGUAAACCUGCUAAAACGGAAAGCGAACGUGUCAUCUGGCAUGCUCAGUAUUAUGACCUUGAAAUAUGGCAACAAGCUCAAAUACUUUACACAUAUCCAGAUGUACAUUCGUUGAUCAUUGAAGGAGUACCUGUUGAUUCAACUGAUCCAUCUCGUCUCUAUCGAGGAUAUGUUGCGAUCGAUGAUAUCGAUCUUCAACCUGGAACUUCCUGUGUUGGAUUUUGUAACUUUGCAGGUGGAUUUUGCGAUUGGAACAACGAUGCUGAAGAUGAUUUUGAUUGGACAAUAAGUCGAGGUAGCACAAAUCCAGCGACUGGUCCAGCUAUGGACAGUUCCAGUGAUCGAGCUACGGCUGGUGGUUAUGCUUAUAUCGAUUCUAGAUUUCCACGUAGACCUGGUGAUACAGCAAGAUUAAUAAGUACCAGUUUUCCAGCUACCAAUCCAGAUGCUCCGACUUGCAUACAUUUUUGGUUUCAUAUGUUUGGUACAGGAAUUGGUAAUUUAAAACUUUACUUACGUCACUUUCGUGAUCUCGAUGCUGUGUUACAAGAAAUUUGGGGAUUGAGUGGGAACGCUGGUAACGCUUGGUACAUGUCUCAAAUAACUAUUGGUUCUUUGGAUGAUUAUCAAUUAAUUUUCGAAGCAUCUGUAGGAAAUACUGGUAUGGGUGAUAUCGCUAUAGAUGACAUUACGUUUACUCAUGGUGCUUGUCCUGUUUAUCCACAAGUAGCAGCAACAAUAUCAAGAGACUGUACUUUUGAAGUAGACGAAUGUGAUUGGAUCAAUACCAGAGAUCCAGAUCGUGUUGAAUGGGAAAGAGUUUCAACUCAAAUAUUGAGUCCUAGAAAUCAACGUAAACCAUACAGUAAUGGAAAUACUGGUACCAGACAUAAUGAAUUUUUCUUAACACUUGGUAAAUCUCGUAGUGGAUCUUUCGGUGGUGGUACUGCUCAACUCGUUAGUCGUGAAAUGAGUGGUUCUGAUAAUCCAUUGUGUAUUACAUUUUGGUAUAUCAUGUUCGAGUCCUUUAUUGAUUCCACUGGACCAAGCUUAGGUGUUCUUCGUUUAUACAUACAACCUAAUGAUGAAUCACCAGCAGAGCCCAGACCUAUCUGGCAAUUGUACAACGACCAAGGUCCUACCUGGAAUUAUGCACAAACAAAUAUUAAUGAAAAGAGAAACUUUAAUAUCUAUUUUGAAGGUGUAUGGGGUCCGAAUAGAGCAAAUGGUAUUAUUGGUAUCGAUGACAUAUCUUUUUACAUUGGAAACUGUACUGUAAGACCACCAGCUGCUACUGUCAGAAAUGAGGAUUGUAGUUUCGAAAAAGGAAUAUGUGGAUGGGAAAACAUUACUCUUUCAAAUAAUGAUCGGUCAGUUACUUGGCAACGAGCAUUUCUAACUCACCGGCCAGCUCAGCUCUUAGAUAAAACGUUUGGGACUACUGGCGAUUACAUAUUUUUUGAUAUAUAUACACCUGAUAAAAAAUCCACUGAGGUACAAUUACGUUCUCCAAUUAUCAACACACCUGCUGACGAAGAAUCCACUUGUUUCACAUUUUGGUUUGCUGCUUUUGGCGUUGAAGAGUCUACGAUGUUAGAAAUUAUUAGAACGACUGAUGUUGAAGAUGCAAAUGGUGGUGGUGGUGGUGGUAAUAAUGGUGAAAAUGGUAACGAUGAAAUAUUGUUAUGGUCAUUAACAGCAAAAGGAUUUAAUAAUCCAAGACCUGUAUGGAUGGCAGCUCAAGUAACAAUUGAUGGACGUUCACCAUAUCGUCUUAUUCUUAAGGGCAGUGCUAGUAAUGGUGGCUUUGCUAUUGAUGACAUUAAAUUUCAACCUCGUGUUUGUCCAAGUAAGAUUAUUUAAAUUUUAAUUUAUCAUAAUAUAAUAAUUACACUUUUAAUUUAAAUCUCAUUAAUUCUAUUUUUGAAAAUAUUUCAGCUCGACCAUCAGAAGCUCAACCCCAAUCCAACUCAAAUAAGAUGUAAUAAAUAAAUGAUAUUAAAAUGAUAUUCAUAAUAAAAAUCUUACAAUAAAAUAAAUA